GGUCAGAUUAUUUUAUAAAGCAGUAAUAACAUAUAAGCAACCAUUCAAACAGCAGGAGCAGCAAGUGUUUUGCAAAUUGUUGCUACAGCAAACAACCGGAGACCACAUUUACAAACGUUAGGGACUACACAUUUCCGGGUGCAAGGGUACCGCUCCCAUUUUGUAGCUCAGGGUCUGUUCUGCCCUUACAACACGCACCAAUAAGGCAGGAGUAGCGAUUAGGUAAUUCAAAAUUGUCCUCCUCCCUUAACCCAAAAUGGUGAACACGUUCAGCUGUUCAAUGUCAACCUCUCUCGGCGCCUUUUCCUUCCUUUACUCUCCCGAUUCUAGCCCUCCCUGUUUGGUUGCUGUUUUUAUAAGCAUUGCCAAUUCGUCAGCUGAUCCUGCUGGUUCACUUCACAGCCGCGAAGAAACACCAGUGCACGCCCCUACAAGAGUCUGUUAUCAUCCGCUCUAAAAUUUACGUUUCGAAAAUAUUUUCAAAUAACAUUUAUAACAAUAAUAUUAUGCCAUGCCAACAUUUUCAUUCUUCAAAUAUAGGGUUAAUGUAUAGAAACAUGAUAUAUCGAGAAAAUAUAUUUUCAUCAUAAUUGUCGUUCAGCUGAUCAGUAUUAGAAAAAUUCCAUAAACGUUCCUUAGAAUCAAUCAUUGCAGAACAUUAUAAAUGUGAACUAAAAUGUAAUCCAGCAGACUACGUGCCUUGCCUGCUCAAAGGUAGAUUUAAAUAGUCCUUUGUUUACAUGAUGCAGUCCCUCUCUCCGCGGAAGGAGGCUUUUGGUAGAGUUGUGUGAUUCCUACCAGCUGUUUCCCGCCUUGAAAGACAUCCGAUCAGCUGCAACUACACACAUACAAGUACAUGCAGAAGGAGAGAGAAGGAGAGAGAGAGAGGGAGGGAGAUAGAUAGAUAGAGCGCCACACACAACGAGGGAACCCCAUCAGCUGGAAGUAGAGUAACAUUACAACUCCGAGCACUCAGCUACUUCGUGCAAGGAUUUCUAUUAUGAAAUAAUUGGUAGAUCAUUAAGCAAAGGAAUUUGCAUUUGAAGACUGGAACCCUUUUUUUUUUUUUUUUUUAAAUACGAAUUAUUUUGAAACAGGAUUUGGGGGAAUCAAAACUGGAGAGGAAAGCAUGGAGUAUUUUAUGGUACCAGCUCAGAAGGUGCCCUCCUUGCAACAUUUUAGAAAAACAGAAAAAGAAGUCAUUGGGGGUCUUUGCAGCCUGGCCAACAUUCCCUUGACCCCUGAGACGGCGCGUGAUCAGGAACGGCGAAUCCGGCGGGAAAUCGCCAACAGUAAUGAGAGGCGGCGCAUGCAGAGCAUCAACUCAGGAUUCCAGUCCCUCAAGACGCUCAUCCCCCACAGCGACGGAGAGAAACUCAGCAAGGUGGGUCAGAGGGAGGAAAGGAAGGGAGAGAGAGAGCUCAGCAAGGCGGCCAUUUUGCAGCAGACAGCAGAGUACAUCUUCACUCUGGAGCAAGAGAAGACAAGGCUACUGCAGCAGAACAACCAGCUUAAACGCUUCAUCCAGGAAUUCAGCAGCUCUUCCCCAAAGAGGAGGCGUGGGGCAGAGGAGAAGGAUGAAGGGAUCGGUUCCCCGGACAUCCUGGAGGAGGAAAAGGCAGAGGACCUGAGGAGGGAGAUGAUUGAGCUGAGGCAGCAGCUGGAUAAAGAGCGUUCAGUCCGCAUGAUGCUGGAGGAACACUUGCGACAGGAAGAGGUCCGCUGUGUGGUGUUGGGUGGUGCUGGUGGUACUCUGCCUGAACAUGGGUUAGGAACUAACUCCAAGCACCAGGAGAGAGCCAGCACCGCAACCCGAAGCCCACAGGCACGGGCCCCCAGGUCGCCCCCCGCUCCCACCCACCAUGCCACAGUCAUCGUCCCAGCUCCCGCGCCUGCCCCCCUUCCCCAUCACGUGAAUGUGGUAACCAUGGGCCCGGCCUCAGUCAUCAACACAGUGUCCACAUCUCGCCAGAACCUGGACACCAUUGUGCAGGCCAUCCAGCACAUUGAGAGCAUCCAGGAGAAGGUGGGUGAGGAGGAGGAGAAGAGGCGGGCAGUGAUCGUCACCCCAGGCCACGCCCUCACAGAAACGGCGGGGUCAGACACGGCGUCUGACUGCGAGGGGCUAGAGGAUUGCUCACUGCCCUGAGGCAUCCUAUCACCCGCACGGGCUACCCACAAUGCUCUGGUUACAUGGAGAUGUAUUAGAUUGGAUAGACAGAUCAGACCCCCCACACACACACACACACACUAGGAUAGGCUACCGUAACUGGAUGCUUACACACACACACAUGCACUGUCUUCUCUUUCUGUUUCCUUUUCUGCUAUUUUGCUUUUUUUCAAACCGGACAUGAAAGACUUGUUCAUUCAUCAAUAGAAAGGUCUUCUAAUCUGGGUCCUAUUGCUCCAGGAGUCUUUCUGAGGACGGAGGUCUCACACUCCUGCUCAUUCAUCCAACGUGGACUCUUUCUCACCCACUCCGCAACCAACCAAGCAACUUAUGCCUAGCCAGGAAGAGACUGCCCUGGCAUGGGUGGACACCAAUCAGCACCACAACCCCCACACCAGGUGGCCCUACAGGUCCACCAGUAUUAGCACUCAUCUCUCCAGAGCUCUUUUUAAUCUUCCACUUCCUGUCUCUCCACCACAUCUGCCCAGAGGAGCAGCUCCAUGGAGUGAGGAAACACUGUGAGCAUUCAAAGAGACUUUGGAAAUCAGCUGCACCGCACCUGUUAGGCUCCUAAAUAACGGGAAACGUUUUCCGGGAGAUUUUGUCCGAGUUUCACAUUACAGACGUUCCCUUUCGUCUUGUAUUCCGCUAAGCGGACUCCCUGGACGGUGAAUUGCAGUGAUUGACAUGUGGCGACAUAUAAGGCACCACGUUGUUGGAGCUGGAGGUAAUAAACCCAGCUCCAUCUAAGCUUGCUACGGGGAGACAAUUCCCUUGUGUUGUGACAUCACACUCCAUUGGGCUGGGUUCCCAGGAGACACUCAUCUAGGUGGUGCAUUCCCCGAACUAAAAAAAGUAUGUCGGUCCCCUCAGAUAUAAAUCUGUUUCACGAAUUUGCCUUUUUCGUUCAUUGCUUAACACAUUUCGGCAUCUAGCUUAAUGAAUAAGCUAAUCGAUGGGCACUUCUGAGUGAGUCCCAUAUAGUGUUUGUGUAUAUCAUUCAGUGUGUUCCAGCUAUUGUACAUGUUGUCCAGGCUAGUGGUGACAUCGUUUAUCCUUUUUGGAAACAUCUCCCUGUAGCUCGGGCUUUUAGAUCCUCAGUGAUGUUGGUCGACCACACAUUUCGCUCUAUGCAUUUGCUUUUGUUAUAUCUCUGUGUCACGCUUCCAUGUUUGUUUCUGAAUGUUUGCCAUUCUUUAUGUAAGGGUUCUUUCUGAGGUGUUUUGGUCAUGCCUCGUGGCAUUGUCCUCACAGGGACCACAUUUUUGCAUGCAGACGGACAGACAGUCCGGGGCCUUGACGGGCAAGGAGUUAGUUCACAUUGUCAGGUCCUUAAAACGUCUUCAGAUGGUGUGCAGAAUAUGCCCACCUGAAAUGUCCUCUGUCAUAGUUCCUGGGAUGUGGAUGGAGACGGAGGGGCAGCGGCUCGCCUUAACACAGCUGGUAAUGCGCAGGGAGACGCUAGCUACACCCACAGUGAAACCUGAACACCGUCGAAUAUGACGGAUAAUGUAGACCCGUUUCACCCUCCCAAUACGCAAGUGCCGGCAUAUGUUCCACUGCAGUUUGUUGGUUUACAUGAGGAAAUGUAAAGGCUAUUCGGUUUGGACAUUCCAGAACAUUCUACUGUAUUGUUAUGCAUCUUCAACUGGCACCUCGCAAGGGAAAAACCAAAAGUUGUUCUCCCAGGGAUUAUUCUUUGGGCACAAUGCUGGCAAACAGAAAGGAAUCCUGUUGUUAAUGUCAAAUCAUUUGAUGUGAGUUUGUGAGCAUGUUGUUUGAUAUGCCCCUUUACAUAUUGAGGGAGCCCUUUACACUGCUGGACAGACGGCCGUUUCUUAUGAACUCAUCUCUCUUUUAACCUUGCUGGUUUCAACAGUUGAUUGAAUCUGGCACAGUUCACAGCCACUUCGUUGUGAUAGCCCGCCAAACCACACACAUCGCCGGGGAUUUUUGUGUAUCGCCUGGAACCUCUCCACUGUUCACCCAGGAGGCAAACAGACAUGGCUACAGGGAUGCCUAUACCGGUUAGUUGCCAUUAUUUGGGAAUGGCCAGUGAUUGUCGAGGUCUGUCCUCUAUAAACCUUGUGAUAUGGAUCAGAGAGGCGGGGCAGGCCUCAAGAUUGAUUGCUGAACAAAAUGCGCGGAUGUUGUUUUGGUUACGCUUUCUCCUAUGCUUACAGAAACCGUUUCGUACCCUUCUCAGCAACCACAUUGAAACGUUUAUUUUGCUGAAGCCAAGCACUGUCCCAUUUACUUUUCAUGUAUGUUGUUUACCGCUCUUAGAUAUUCUGUAAGAUGCAUACAUGGACAUGACAUUGUGGGGGGGGGGGGGGGAGGUGUAUGAUUCUGAAGCACUUACUGUUCAAUAUGGCUGGAGGGUUCCCCUUAUUAUUUUUUUUAAAGGGGACCUCUCCUCAGCUGAAGCUCUUGAUAUGCUGUGAGAGUAAAACCGCACAGCUGUGUAUCCCUUACUGUCCCUGUGUCUGACCCUUUCAUAUAUCCACUAUAUCCACCAAAUGGACUGAAACAGAGGUACUACCUGAACCAGUCUAAUGAGAAACACGUUUUCCCAUCUCCAUCGCUCUGUCUGUAUUCAACAUGACACUCAUCCUGUCUUCCCUCCCUCAUUCACCCUCUCCCUUCUCCCUUACUUUCCCUCCUCUCUCUCUCUCUCUCUCUCUC
Esox lucius (northern pike) is the source of this 4855-nucleotide messenger RNA. RefSeq names its product transcription factor AP-4 (activating enhancer binding protein 4) (gene tfap4). Bases 1130 to 2149 code for a protein of 339 amino acids. Gene Ontology annotation, molecular function: RNA polymerase II cis-regulatory region sequence-specific DNA binding; protein dimerization activity; DNA-binding transcription factor activity, RNA polymerase II-specific. Gene Ontology annotation, cellular component: nucleus. The record is from RefSeq and is a predicted model, not a curated record. Gene Ontology annotation, biological process: regulation of transcription by RNA polymerase II. The transcript has 7 exons. NCBI's taxonomy places the organism in Eukaryota, Metazoa, Chordata, Actinopteri, Esociformes, Esocidae.